CGUAAUCAAAACGGAAGCCGCCCGGACCGAAUACUAUUUCUCGCGAAACUGGUUUUUCCAGGUGGGAAGUCGGAACUGCCACGGAUGGCGGCGGCCAGAGCCACGGUCGCCGUCGUGGCCACCGUCUCCGUGGCUGCUCUCUCGUACUUCCUCUGCGACUUCCUCUCCCAGAAGACCCAGCUGCCACGAUCGACAAAGAAGAAGAAGAAGAGGCAGCUCGGCACCAGAAGUGGGGUCAUUGGCGCCAUUGGGAACACUCCGUUGAUUCGCAUCAACAGCCUCUCCGACGCCACCGGCUGCGAGAUUCUUGGGAAGUGCGAGUUCUUGAACCCAGGGGGCAGUGUGAAAGAUAGAGUUGCUGUGAAGAUUAUUGAAGAGUUGGUUGUGCAGGCUUUGGAAUCGGGGAAGCUAGUUAGAGGGGGAGUGGUCACUGAAGGAAGUGCUGGAAGCACAGCUAUUAGCCUCGCAACAGUGGCUCCUGCCUACGGGUGCAAAUGCCAUGUGGUUAUUCCAGAUGAUGCUGCCAUUGAAAAGUCUCAAAUUCUCGAAGCCCUCGGAGCUACAGUCGAAAAGGUAAGGCCGGUCUCAAUCACACAUAGAGAUCACUAUGUCAACAUUGCAAGGAGAUGGGCAGCGGAAGCUAAUGAACUGGCAGCAAAGCAUCCAAAAAUCAAUCAGGGGAAUGGUGAAAUGUCAGAGGAGGUCAAUGGGUUUCAUCCUGAUGAAGGAAGGCCGGCUGCUGUCAUCUUGAAUGAUUGUAAAGGUGGAUUAUUUGCCGAUCAAUUUGAAAACCUAGCGAACUUCAGGGCCCACUACGAAGGCACCGGGCCUGAGAUAUGGGAACAGACAGAUGGUAGUCUAGAUGCAUUUGUGGCUGCUGCAGGCACUGGUGGGACUGUUGCAGGUGUUUCGAGAUUUCUGCAGGAUAAAAACCCAAACAUCAAGUGCUACCUUGUAGAUCCGCCAGGUUCUAGUCUCUUUAACAAGGUGACAAGGGGAGUGAUGUACACUAAAGAGGAGGCAGAGGGAAAAAGGCUCAAGAACCCUUUUGAUACCGUGACUGAAGGAAUAGGAAUUAACAGGCUCACGGAGAACUUCUCAAUGGCGACACUUGAUGGGGCUUUUCGUGGGACGGACAUGGAGGCUGUUGAGAUGUCGAGGUAUCUGUUGAAGAAUGAUGGACUCUUCCUCGGGAGUUCUUCAGCAAUGAACUGUGUUGGAGCUGUGAGGAUGGCACAGUUGCUGGGCCCAGGCCAUACGAUUGUUACCAUUCUGUGUGACAACGGAAUGAGGCAUCUGAGCAAGUUCUACAAUGAUGAAUACUUAUCGAGGUUCAAUUUGAAACCAAGUGCAGUUGGGUUAGAGUUUCUCGGCAUCAAAUAAGAAGAGGGUCUGCACCAAUCUUCAGGUCCGCUUAUAAUUAUGAGUGUGAAGUCCUUCAUGCCAGUGAAUAUCAUCCAAGUAUAUUUGGAUUCAGAAUGAACGAUUGCCGAUCUAUAUGGAGCAGAGCCAGCUAUUACAUUUUUUUGACAUUCAAAUUCUUUCAGCAGGUUAUAGGGGGAGGGAAUUUUUUGAGAAUCCCAUUAUUUAGAUUGGGAGUUACACUGAUUAAUGUAUAGACGCCCUGUUCAUUGAACUCAGAUGUUUGUUUGAUCAUAGAGAAAGUAACAUUAAAAAACCAGACCGAGUUUGGUCCUAAGUAGUUCAUGGAGUUCGAUUUAUAAUCUUUCUUCUUGUAGCA
Punica granatum (pomegranate) is the source of this 1741-nucleotide messenger RNA. NCBI's taxonomy places the organism in Eukaryota, Viridiplantae, Streptophyta, Magnoliopsida, Myrtales, Lythraceae. The record is from RefSeq and is a predicted model, not a curated record.